AUGAGUAACCAUUCCACCAACAACCAUGGAGACAGCUGCGCUGGAUGUAAUCAGCCAAAUGAAUCGGACAAUUUAGUCCAGUGCGACGCAUGCGAUGCAUGGUGGCAUUUUGGCUGUGCUGGCGUUACCGGAUCUAUCGCCGACCGUUCGUGGAUGUGCACCAAAUGCAAACGACCCUCUCGUGCGUCGUCUAAAGCCAGCAACGCGAGUCGAACUCCAUCGCUAACAGAGAGUAUGGCACGUUUGAGAGAACGCCAAGAGUUGGAGAAACAACGCGCCGAAGUGGAUCUCGAAAAACGAUUCUUGCAACAGCAAAGAGAACUUUUGGAGGCAUCGAUCGCCGCUGAGGAGGAAAGGAGAAGCCAGGUUAGUCAUCGAGAUAGCCAAAAUCGAGUCGUGGAUUGGAUCGAGAAUAGCGCGGAUCCAAAACCAAGCGCAGCAGGAAUUAAUCAACUGCCAGCAGCUUCAGUGGAACAGCAGCAAAAAUCUCAUUCGGGCUCGGAUUUACAACACAGUUCCCCUCUUCGCGAUCGGACUAUUCCUGCAUUUGAUACCACAGAUGACUCCCUGGGGCCCCCUGUCGUAGAUGUUCCCCGAACAGACGCUGAUCAUCAGAUGGCUAUGGGCCUGAUCCAUGAGUUGCGGGUGCGACUAGAACGUUGUCUGCAGCAAUCAGAGCCGACAUCCCCUCAGUUAGCUGAUUUACAACAACAAUUGGAGAUAUGCAGAGGAGAGAUCGAAGGCAUACAUCGUUUAUCAACGGCUCCGACAUCAUACAAUCAGGUAGGAACGAAGAAUGUCGAAUCGACAAUUAGUAACCGUGAUGGCCCACCUUUAAUACGCGGAGCGGCGACGCUCGGCGCUAUUCCAAAACCAAGUCGUAAUGUAUUUCCGACAGGUAAGUGUCAUGCCUCCGAAAAUACUAUUCCUCAAACGAAAUCGUAUCCAACCAUGCAAAUUCCCCUUAACAAGCAGCAGCGCAUACCCGACUCGCGCUCGAAAUUAAUAAAUGACAAUCAAGUGUCUAAAAAACAGACUAGCCAGUGUACCUCUUUCCUUCCCGCAAUAAUGGAAUUAGCACCCCCACCACAGCCAUCGAUGCAGGUGCAACAACAGGCUUUGCAGCAUCAUUCGCUGGAGCGGCCUCCAGUGCAACAGCUUUCAAUGCAGCCGCAGUCGGAGCAACAGUUGGAGCUGCAGCCCUCAGUGAAGCAGUAUUCGGUACAGAAAUCUGUGAUGCAGCAGUCUUCGGUACGGCAGCUUCAAGUUCAACAACCUUUAGUUUCGCUACAGAUUCCAGUACAUCAGCUUCCAGUGCAGCAGCCUCAAAUACAGCAGUCUUCGGUGCAGCAGCCUCAAAUGCAGCAGUCUUCGGUGCAGCAGCCUCAAAUGCAGCAGUCUUCGGUGCAGCAGCCUCAAAUGCAGCAGUCUUCGGUGCAGCAGCCUCAAAUGCAGCAGCCUUCGGUACAGCAGGCUCAAGUCCAGCAAUCUUCAGUGCAGCAGUUUCCAUUACCGCAGAUUCCGGUGCCACAGUCUCGAGAACAACGGGCAUUUGAGCCACAACUCUCAGUCCAGCAGCCCUCAAUGAGCGAUUUCCCAAUACCUUUGCGAGCUCCGCCACCGAACCGGAAUGAAGCAGAGAGAGGAGUAGAGCUUCAGCCUACGCAACAACAGCUAGCCUCACGUCAAUCUUUAGCUCGAGAUCUUCCCAUGUUCUCUGGAGACCCAGCAGAAUGGCCGAUAUUUAUCUCCAAUUUUGAAUACACAACGAGAACAUGUGGCUACACUCACGGAGAGACCCAAGUAGCACUUGUAACAACUCUUAAAUAUAAAUAA
This is a messenger RNA of Armigeres subalbatus, 1836 nucleotides long. RefSeq names its product putative mediator of RNA polymerase II transcription subunit 12. Bases 1 to 1836 code for a protein of 611 amino acids. The transcript has a single exon. NCBI's taxonomy places the organism in Eukaryota, Metazoa, Arthropoda, Insecta, Diptera, Culicidae. The record is from RefSeq and is a predicted model, not a curated record.